UCACCAUUUACCAACAUAAAAGAGCUCUCUUCUUGCUUUGAUUGCUAGCCAUGGUGACUGCUCUCGUCAACAUACUACUCCUUCUUCUUCCGGUCUGCCUCAUCGCUCUUCAACUAGCCCAGUGCCAUAAUGAUAUCUUGCUAAUCCAGGACGUGGCCGACGUUCCCCUCUCCGACGACCCUUCUCCUCAAUCAAUUGAUUGUGGAGAAGCAUGCAAGGGGAGAUGCCGGCUGUCGUCGAGGCCCAACCUGUGCAAGAGAGCGUGCGGGACUUGCUGCGAGCGCUGCCACUGCGUCCCGCCGGGAACCUCCGGCAACUACGACACUUGUCCCUGCUACGCUAACAUGACCACUCGUGGCGGAAAACACAAGUGCCCUUAAUUAAGAGAUCGUCGUCGGGAAAAAGAAGAAUCAAGUACGGCGUCGUCAAGUCCUCCUUCUAAUUAUGAUUAGCGAUGCAAAUUAUUAGUGAAGAAAUAAUUGUAGCCCGGAUUGCAAAGUGAAGAAAUUAUUCGUUAGCUUUGGUCUAUGCAUGCCGUGUAAUAUGUGAAUGCUCUUAUUUAUUUGUGUUGCGAGCUAUGCCAUGCAGCUUUACUCCAUCCAUUGGCGAGGCAGAGCCGCAGAGUUAUAAGAAUUGGGUUCCCAUUACGACAGACAGGCUACAGGCCCAUAGGUUCCCGACCACUGAACCAAUUUGUAGCUGCAGUCCUCGUGCACCAAUCCAGACAUACCACAACAUAGAGGGUAAUUUACGGCUAUUUGGUUCAGACUGUUUGGGGUUACUUGAAAUCGGAUCAUAUAACUGGGACCGGACCGGAUCGAAAUCGAAUGGCAACGGUUACCUUUGUAUUUUCAUCCACCGGUGAAGGUGAUUUUUGCUUGGUGCUCAGGUUAUGGAAGCUUUCUUCAUCGUCUACUGCUUCUAAUAUAUCGUCUACAGAAACCUGAACUGCAUUUGACUCCCUACAGGCAUCCAACGACCAUUUUGAGCUGGUCGUGAAGUUUUCGCCGGCACGGAGUUUGGCGUUUGCGCCGGUAACGAUGGGUGAGGAGGAAGAGCGGCGGUGGCGAGGAGUGUGGGAGUGCGUGGGGAUAUUACUACUAGGUUCAGCUGACAACUUUGGGGAUUUCUAUCUGAUGCGAAGGGACGAACGGUUCAUCGGGCUGGAGAUUUUAGGAGAGUAAAGAGAUGUUUUUGGCAAAGGUAGGGUACACGGUAGGGUAGACGAAGGCAAUGAGGAGGUUUGAGUCGGCAACCGAUUAGAUUGAUUAGGUUUGGUUAUUAAUUUUUUAUUAAUAUUUUAAGUGACGUGGCAGGCUGAUUGGACAAAAGUAACAAUUUUUUGGAUGGAGAUGGACGAAAUGACAUUUUCGUUAUUCGUCCAAACAUUUAUUAUUGAAACGUGCAAAAUUAAAGGUUUGUAAUAAUUUUGUACUAAGUGCAUAGUUUUGUGACCUUACGGCUAAUUACCCCAACAUAGAUUCCUGGUUCUGUCACUUUUUUUUGUGCCAUUAAGUCACUCAAUUUAGAGGAACAACAUGUACAUAGUUAUCGAGAGCACAACCAACGAGUAAAGUCGAACACGUGAGGCAACACUAAUAGGACAUGACGAGCUACCAAGUGAGCCGCCCUAUUUUGAACACUACCAACAAAUCGAAUAUGAAAAUCAACUUGAGAAUGCAACAAAUGUCCAAUCUCGAUCAAAAUGGCACCCAUCCUUGCAUCUUGGAGAACCCCAUUAUUGCAAUGAUCAAUAAGGAUCUUCGCCAUCUACAAGGAACAAACCCAUACUCCAUUGCUGCUGACAACAAAACUCUUCAACAGCCAAUUGGGCCCGCCUAUUCAGCUCUUAGGUAAGGCCCUGCAAGAUGAUAGAAUAGUAGGCCCACUCAUGGAUUGCUGCGUGGCCCAAUUCCAGUUCUACACGUAACCUACAGCCCCCUUCCCCUACUACUAACAAAUCAAAUCAGCCCUUGCAGCAGCAAAUGUUCUUCUACUGCGGCGGGCCCUGCUUGUCUGCCUUCCUUUCAUUUCAAGACUGUAGCAAUGCAAAGCCCAGAAUGAAUGACUGAAUCUUCU
Linum trigynum is the source of this 2079-nucleotide messenger RNA. NCBI's taxonomy places the organism in Eukaryota, Viridiplantae, Streptophyta, Magnoliopsida, Malpighiales, Linaceae. The record is from the annotation of a GenBank genome assembly.